This is a messenger RNA of Heterocephalus glaber (naked mole-rat), 1296 nucleotides long. NCBI's taxonomy places the organism in Eukaryota, Metazoa, Chordata, Mammalia, Rodentia, Bathyergidae. The record is from RefSeq and is a predicted model, not a curated record.
CCAGCACUGUGACCUUUGGCCACAUGGACCUCAGCCCAUGCCAUCCACCCCUUCCAGUCCUCCAGCUCAGCAUAAAUACUUCCUGCCUGGUGAUCUUGGGCACAUAGAUACUGCCUGUCUAGGGGCAACACUCCAGCCCUGGUGACCCGGGGAAACCCAGACCCUCAUCGGCAGGUGCCCCACUCACACAGGGAUGUGCUCGCUGCCUGUGCCCCAGGAGCCCCUGCGCCGUGUGGUUGUGACCGGGGGCACCCAUGGCAAUGAGAUGUCUGGUGUCUACCUGGCCCGGCACUGGCUGCGGACCCCAGUGGACCUGCAGAGACCCAGCUUCUCUGCUCUGCCCAUGUUGGCCAACCCAGCGGCCACAGCCGUCUGUCGCCGCUACAUAGGCCAUGACCUGAACCGUACCUUCACCAACACCUUCCUUAUUUCCAAGGCCACUCCGGAUGAGCCGUACGAGGUGACAAGAGCCCGGGAGCUGAACCAGCUGCUGGGGCCAAAAAGCUCCAGCCAGGCCUUCGACUUUCUCCUUGAUCUGCACAACACCACAGCCAACAUGGGCACCUGCUUCAUCACGAAAGCCACAGACGUCUUUGCCAUACAUUUGUGCCACCACCUACAGCUGAAGAACCCCAAGCUGCCCUCCCGGGUCCUCGUGUACCAGCUGUCCCAGGACGAAACAUACAGCCUGGACUCUGUGGCCAAACACGGAAUGACCCUGGAGCUGGGCCCCCAGGCUCAGGGCGUGCUUCGGGCAGACCUUUUCUCCCAGAUGAGAUCCCUGGUGGCCUCUUCUCUAGACUUCAUCGAGCUCUUCAACCAGGGCACAGCCUUUCCGGCCUUUGAGAUGGAAGUCUACAGAUUCUUGGGCUGCGAGGACUUUCCACACACGGAGGACGGAGACCUGGCUGGCAUGGUACAUCCCCAGCUCCAGGACCGGGACUUUGAACCUCUGCGGCCUGGUACACCCGUGUUCCAGAUGUUCAGUGGCGAGGAUGUGCUCUACAAAGGGGACUCCACCGUGUAUCCCGUGUUCAUUAACGAGGCUGCCUACUAUGAGAAGAACAUUGCCUUCAUGAAGUCAGAGAAGCUCCUGGUCUCAAUACCUGCCUUGCCUGGGCUGACCCCCGUUCCCACCCCACUAACCUAGCCACACCUACCUGGCCUCAGGUUUCCCAUCUGAGAAGUGGGUGCUGCGGCACAGGGCUGAGCCCAGGGGCCUAUGCACCAUGUUCCUUGUCAGGCCGCCCAAUGCCAGGUUUCAGUUCCCCAUUAUAAAAUGGGAAAUGACCAGGG